CCAGUCGAUCUUUUCCUGCUGUUUUAGAAAAUUGUUGGUUCGAAUCCCAACGAUUCACUUUUUAUUACAACGAUAUGAUGGAUUAGCCAAGCUAAAAACAAAAAUGAAGAAAAACAGUUCCCGGAUCAGCCCGAGUUCCGUGCCGGUGUCGGUAAUAACAGACAACCCUUUACGAAUAAACCCCCUGGACCAGGAAGAGUCGUUUGAGACACCCCCCAUCAUCCGUCGGGGGAGACCACCAAAACAGACAUUUUCCGACAGCAUAAAGCCCACCCCAAAAAUGUACCCGUUCCGGCGUUCACGGACUCGGACCAUGGUAGACGAGAAGAAUACGAGAUCAGUGAAAGUCCCACGACAGAGAUCGCUGAUGAAAGCGAAGAAGAGCCAAGCAGAUGCGGGGAUGAAUGAGGAAAAAAUGGCUGCGCGCAUUUUACGAAGGUCGAGUAAAUACACGUCUCCGUGUGGUACGGUGAUACAGCCGAUCGAGCCGGCGGAUAGCGAGACAAGACAAGAGGAAGAAGAACAAGAAGAAGAAGAACCACAGGUCGCAUCCGUCACAAGGAAGAAGAAACGCAGAGCAGCGCCGCCACCAUCUGACGAAUUCGAAACCGAGACCGUCUAUGAAGCGGAGAUUCUGGAAGCGAGGCGGAGACAGAAGGGAAGAAGGAAAGGACGUUUUCUGGGGAAAUUUGAUCGGGACAUUUCUCCCGAGUUCGAUCUUCACGGGUACCCGAUAGAACCGGUUGUGCAUCCGGAACCGGAACAAGUGUCAGACAAUAACGACAACGACGAGAAGUUCGACAAUCCGGAAGCAGCAUUAGAUAACGUGGAUGAUAAUGUGACGGUGACGUUUGCUAAUGUCAAUAAUGAUGACGAAAGUCAGGGUCACGGUCAGGAUCAGGGUCUCAUGGAUUCGUUGAUUGACUAUCAGAAUGGGUCGGAACUUGAUUUCGGCUACCAGUCGUAUGCCGAGACUGUGUUGAGUGUCGGGGGACGGGGGAGGGGGAGAGGGAGGGGGAGGGGGAGAGGUGCAAAUAAAGAAUCUAGACCGGAUUCGAACAGCGAGCAGGUGUCCAAACGGUCGGGCCGAAGAAAGGGCAUGCCCCGCAAAGUGGUAGUGGCGGAAUAUUCAGACGAGAGUGAUAAUGAAGACGAUGAUUCAGGGAGCAUGAGCUAUGGGAUCAUGGGAGCCUCCCGUGGGCGGGGCAGAGGGCGUGGCCGAGGGAGUAAUAUGUCAAAGAUGGUCGUCUCAACAGUCUGCUUACGCUGUCGUCAGGAUCUGGGGACUCUGUAUUUCCUGAAAACUCACCUCAUUCAUGCACACCAAGCUUGGUGGACACCUGACUGUCCAGGGGGCGCCACUGACGGCCCCGCGCUGACGAGAAUUUUGAAACAGACGGGAAAGCUGUUUUGUCCGAACUGCAACAAGGAGCACCAUGGAGUCCAGUAUUACAAGUUCCACCUCGACUGGUGUGGGCGUGAGGAUGAGCGCGAGCUGUGUAAGAUCUGUAACCGGCUCCAGAAGCGGAUGUUCAUGUCGCAGCACGUGUACGCGCACGAGAAGGCUCAGCGCGACAUUGAAAACGCCAACGCGCGACUCGCGGAGAAGACAGAGGAGAAAAAGAAGGCAGCGGACACGGAUGGGGAUGAAUUCAACAAGAUGGGAAUCAAGAAGAGAGUUGCAGCGAAAAGGGCCCUGGAGAGUAUAAACGACCUCGAUGCUAUUGACCCCAACCCUAAGCGGCACAAGCGGAGAAAAAAAGAUAUCGAUGGCGACUAUGAGAUAACUGAUGGCGUCAACCUUAACAGCAGUGGGAAGUCCAUUAUUAAUACUAAGACAAUGAGGAAGUCUGCCGGACACAGUGGCUACAACGUGUUUGACAGUCCUGACAUGUUUCCCGUGGUGUGUGGCGUCUUGCAGACUCAGGAGAAAGCCGACUGUAUAUAUCCUCUCCUGAGACCCGCAGCUCAUGACUGGAUACCGCUGGAUGGAGAAGAGAGAGAUAAAUAUUUGCCCGAGACUCUGAUUAGUCCAGAUUUCUGGGUGACAAAUAAGAACGUCAAGUCCGACAUACGAAGACUCAUGUGGACGGAAUCAUACACAACAAAAGAUCAGUCGACGAUCUUUGUUGGUGGUCCGAUCUGGGGGAUUGAGUGGUGCCCGAUUCCAAGUGAGGAAUCGACCCGGCAGUUCGCCGCCCUCGUGUGUGACCGCUCGAUGGACAGCAACCACAGGCCGCACGAGUCAGUGCCGGAACCAGGGAUCAUCCAGAUCUGGAGUUUCGGUAUUCUCAACAGUCAGGACAAGUUUAUCCCGCAGCCAGUGCUUGCCCUGUCGAUUGCUCACGAUGUCGGUCCUGUGCGCAGUAUUAACUGGUGUCCGUCUGGAGCGUGGGAAAACCCAGUCGAGUAUCUCAACGAAGAUAACAUUCCAGAGGAUUUUCUGCCCCGUUUGGGAUUGUUAGCUGUCGGUUGUUCGACGGGAGAAGUGUUUGUUUACAGUAUCCCACAUCCAGAAAUACUGACGCAGCCCGAAUCUAUAGAAAUUCAGUCUUUGUCGAUGGUCUGCAAGCCUCAACCUUCCAUUGUUCUUCAAAUUCGUCCAGUGUCUGAUUUGGGAUCCUGUCUUUCUGUUGCCUGGCAACCGGGCAAAGAGUGUCGCUAUGUGAUGGCAGGAUAUGCUAAAGGCUACGUUCAGAUCUGGGAUCUGAUGACCUCGUCCCCCCUCCUCGUGACCUCGUCGCCUGAGCUACAGAUCCUCCCGUUCCGCACAUUCAAGGCCCACCAGCGGAUGAUAAUGCACUGCAAGUGGAACCCGUUUUUGCCGUCGACUUUUUCCACGGCCAGCCACGACAAACAGCUCAAGUACUGGAACCUCAACAGUCUGACCAAACCCUACUUCCACGUCGAGAUCGGACCUGUCACCUCCUGCGAGUGGGCGGGGCCGCUCAACUGUGGCGUUUUAGUCGCAAAGGAUGAUGGUUACAGUUUGGAGCACACAGGUGUCCACUUUAUCGAGUGUGGUUUCCGGGGGCUGACUGGAAUGUUUAAAGGACCUCUCACCGUUCACAACUCGUGUGCAUGGGACGUCCAGUUUUCUCCUCUGUUUAACUUCAUCUUCAGCUGCGAUGCCAGCGGUUGCAUUGUGGGACACAAGGCUGUCAAUCUGUCGGAGGAUGUAGACAUGAAGAAUGUAGCAAAGCGGAGAUUUACAAUCUACAAUGUUGAGUUGAGGAAGAAAUCUGCCGAUGACGACCAAUCCGAAGAGAGUUUCCCUACUAAUUAUUCGAACAUGGUGUCGACUUGUGAUGUGGAAUUCAUUGAUAGAGAAAUGGAUUCUCAACUGAAGGCAGACAAAAUAGCAGCUACCUACCUCUCAAUGCCUUCAGAGAAGUUGUCCAGGUAUCCCAUGCAAGCAGUCCACAAGAUUUCCCUCAACCCGAACAUGAUGAGCUGCAUGUGGCUGGCGUCCGGGGGUCAGGCGGGAUUCCUCAGACUCCACCAGGUGACGGGGAUGAUGUCAUUCAGCGGAAAGAUGUUCUUCAAGAACAAGGAAAACACGCUGACCUGCUAAUGAGAUCACAGUGUCCAUCCCAUCACAAAUAAAACACUAGACAUGCUGACAAGAUGUUCUUCAAGAACAAGGAAAAAACUUUAACCUGCUAAUGAGGUCACAGUGUCCAUCCCAUCACAAAAAAACAAGCAGACGAACAUGCCAUGUCCAUCCUAUCGCAAAGAAAAUACUCUGAUAUGCUGACGAGUCUUACCCGUCAUGAAGAAAACACAAUUUGAAAUGCUGACGAGUCCAUCCCAUCACAAAGAAAACUCUCUGACAUACCAGUGUCCAUCCCAUCACAAAGAAAACACUCUUGACAUGCUAUCGAGGUGUUGGUGUCCAUCCCAUCACAGAAAUUAUUUUCAUUACAAGGUUCAGUCUAUAAGUGUAUGAGCUAGAAAUAACAUACUGACUUGUGAAAUGCACGGUUUUAUCCUCCAAGAGUAUUAUGAGUUGUGGUUGGCAGUGCAGUUUAGUUGUGCUAGUUAGACUUUAAACAGUGCCACUUGAACCCCGACUAGUACCGCCCAUUGUAGGCAGGUCCCUCACUCACAUUAAUGGGGAAAGUGUUCUUGAAGAAAACUAAACGCCUGCAGUAUGGAUUUUUAUUACCCAUAUGGGCAGUGAGAUGCAGGUGAAUAUAUUUUCUAUCUUUUUCUAAGUAAAGAUAGAAGCUAUCUUUCCCCGCUGACGUCAUGACGUUAGUUUGGUGAUGUCAUCGGUUUCCUCGACUGUCAAGUCUCUCGUUGAUGAGAUUUUACAAACAGCAGUGGAUGUUCCUAAAGAUAGCUUUUGACGUCAUUGCUUUCUUUCGUGACAUCAUCAGUUUUCUCAGACUUUAUUAUAUAGUUUGUGUCAUGUAAGAAGUUUAAAGUUAAGUUUCUAAACUAUUUACACUAUGGGUAAUAAAUACAAUAACCCAAUCCAUACUCAGAAUUACGGAUUAUCUGUAAUUCCUCGUUACUUUUGUUUUCAAUCUAUUGAAAUACCCAAAGAAAGGCUUUAGGUUCAAAGUCAGGUUCAGUAUUCAGGUAAUAGGAAAAUUAUCCAAGUUAUCUUCAUUUUCAAACAUCAUUUUCAGUUAGAAAAUUUUCUUUCAGAACAGAGAAAACAUUCUGACAAACUGAAACAUUUUGACAAAAAGUAAAAACAUUCUUACAAAUGGAGAAAACAUUUUGACAAACGGAGAAAACACUAAUGAACAAGGCAAACUCCCAUUAAUAGAGAAAACCCUUGUCAAACAUUCAUGUGAGCACGGUUUUCCUGAACAGUCACCACAUCAUGGAAAUGGGUCCAUAUUGGGCAUGUGUUCUUUCAGAACGACAAUAAGGAGUUGAAUAUUGGCCCGGAUAGACAUCGUGUCAUACAGACGAUACACUUCGGAUGGAAGAUGUUGAAUAAUUAAUAAAAAUUAAUGUUUGUGAGCCGGAUUGUCUUAUCAGCCAUAUUGUGAUUCAGGUUUUCUUCUAGAAUAACAUCAUGCUGGGGUGUUGUUAAACAUCCAUUCUUUCUUUCAUUCAUGCAUGCAUUCAUUCAUUCAUUCUUUCAUUCAUUCAUUCAUUCAUUCAUUCAUUCAUUCAUUCAUUCAUUCAUUCAUUCAUUCAUUCAUUCAUUCAUUCAUCCAUCCAUCCAUCCAUCCAUCCAUCCAUCGUUUCAUUCAUUCAUCCAUCCAUUCCAGAGUAACAGAAGAUGUUGCAUAUUGGCCUGGACUGCCAUCAUUUCAUACAGAUGGUAUGCUUCAGUCAGAAGAUGUUGAAGAAUAAAAAACCCUAAAUAAAACUUGUGCAUUCCAGCUUGUUUGAACAGUCAUCAAUGUGCUUCAAGUUUUCUUCCACAAUAACACGAAUACUGCUGAUCUCAGCUGAAUGAUGUCUUCGAGUUAAAUGUAAUUGUUGCAGUCUCAGUGCCGCCUAACAUAUUUUACUGCUGUAACUGAAAACACACAACUGUAGCCUUAAAAACUCCAGUCCCAUUAUUUAAAGGGUAACUGUAUACUAAAUUUAUGAACUGUAAACACAACUGUAGUCUUAAAAAUUCCAGUCCCAUUAUUUAAAGUGUACUGUUAUAAUACAAUUUAUGAACUGUAAACGCACAACUGUAGUCUUAAAAACUCCAGUCCCAUCAUUUAAAGGGUAACUGUAUACUAAAUUUAUGAACUGUAAACAACUGUAGUCUUAAAAACUCCAGUCCCAUCAUUUAAAGUGUAACAUUAUAAUACAAGUUAUGAACUGUAAACACAACUGUAGUCUUAAAAACUCCAGUCCCAUCUUCCCAUCAUUUAAAGAGUAGCUUUAUAAUAAAAUUAUUACCUAUCAGCUGUAAGGUUUAAAUCUAUUUUACUGUUACUCUGUAUUCCCAAUAAAGAGUACAAUGUGUUAUUCCGACAUUUUGCUCUUCGUACUUGUUGAACAACUUCUAAUGCAGCAUAGAUGGUCUCAUUGCCAUUUUGAACACCAUGAACAGUUAAACAUGCCAGUGGUGAUCCUCUUUUGAGAGUGUCUGUAUGGUGAACACCGUAUUUACACACUGCCAGAUUUACAUGAACGCAUCCAGGUAAUGGAACAAUGGUCACAGGAAAACUGGAGGAUGCACCUUUAAUAUAAAUAUUUGAAUAUUGUACUCCGAAUUGCAAGCCUUAAAGAAUAAAGACAAAAUGUUUGCAUGUUACUGUGUCUCAUUUCUGCCGAAGGUAUAGAAAUGAACUUUUUCAGUAGGGAGAUGGACAAUGAAACGGAAUACUUUUGCAAAUCUGUUUCAAAUAGUUGGAAGCUUUUCCUGCUGAUCAAAGAAAAGAAAUGUGCAUAAUUGAACAGCCUUCUAGUCACUGACUUCAGUUUGUGGAAUGUGUCUUUAAAGACUGCAGAAAGAAAUUCAGCAGGAUUGUUCUGAUGAUUUAGCAGAAAUCAUGUUUCAUUCAAACAGCACAAAUUACUUACAGGUACAUUAUAUAAAUAUUCACAACAGACUGAGUUCCAAUACAGGCUAGCAAAUGUUUUUGAUGCCCGGAAAUAGUUAAAGCAUUUGUAUUUAUAAAGUUUGGUACUACGUGUAUAUACUAUGGUAUUAAACUUAUCAUGCAAGUAUAAUUACCAGUAGAAAUAAUUAUUUUUAAAAUAUUAAGUUUCAAAGUAUACCUCAGAACAUGUACUGUAUGUGUAUGUGCAAUGUUUUUAUACCAUUUCUUACUACUGUAUGUGUUUGUGCAAUUCUUGUUUUCCGUUUCUUACUAUGAAUUGUUAUAAAACUUGAUAAAAAAUUAUUAUGUAUGUUGGAAUGUGAUCAUGAAAUACGCUAAUCAACAAAAGAAACGCUGAAUGUGAGAUAAUAAUAAAAUUAUUGUUUUAGGUGUUGAUAUGAAAUAGAUAA
Gigantopelta aegis is the source of this 6922-nucleotide messenger RNA. RefSeq lists its product as uncharacterized. Gene Ontology annotation, cellular component: transcription factor TFIIIC complex. The transcript has 19 exons. Bases 104 to 3574 code for a protein of 1156 amino acids. Gene Ontology annotation, biological process: transcription by RNA polymerase III. The record is from RefSeq and is a predicted model, not a curated record. Gene Ontology annotation, molecular function: protein binding. NCBI's taxonomy places the organism in Eukaryota, Metazoa, Mollusca, Gastropoda, Neomphalida, Peltospiridae.